GGCGAAUUGAGUCGGUAAUAAUUUGGGGAUAUGUGAAUUCAUAUCUCAAAAGGGCGCCAAAUACCAAAUUCCCCCCCUCUAAACACUUCUUCUUUUACCCUCAGAAAUUUCGUCUCCAUUCAUACGCCCAAACGAUGCAACGCCAGAAAUCCAUACUCUCGUUCCUUCAGAAGCCGAAAAUUGAAAAACCGGUCGGCGGUGGAGCUCUCAUAGGCGACUCUGUGGCUGUUUCUGAGGAGAAGAUAUAUCGGGGAAGUUUACCUGCAUCUAAUCAGCCUAUUAUUCACUCAUCUGCAAUUGAUUUCUCCAAUGAAAUCAUUGGAACGGACACUCCGCCAGAGAAGGAGAAACGCCCGUUAUUUUCUAGUAUCAAGCACAAGUUCGUCAAGCCUAACAGUGUCGAGAAGCCUCGUGAUAGGAAUUUGUCAGAUAGCAGCUGUGAUAAUAUCUUCUCAAUAUCUAACAACUGUAGUUACUCUAAUGGAAGAGAGAAGGAGGGUUCAGUUUCUAAUUUUUCAAAAAUGAAAAAUGUUUCUGAUGUAGAAAAAACAGCUUGUCAAGGGGAUAAAGGACAUCCCUUGAUCAUAGAAAGUGAUAGUGAUAUAACAGGGCCAGAAACUCCAGGUGCACAACCACUGAUUCCACGUUUGAAGCGAGUCCAAGAAGAUGGUUGUACCUUUGGCUUUACUACUGGUACCACUGCUGAUUUCUCUAUCAACAAUAGCAAAAGAGUGAAAUUUUCUCAAGAUUUACCUGCUAAAAACAAGAAAGAUGAAGUGGCAUCUGAAAUGCCAAUGAACAAUAGCAAAAGAGUGAACUUUUCUCACAAUUUACUGUCUGAAAACAAGAAAGUUGAGGUGGCAUCUGAAACGCCUAUGAACAAUAAAAGAAGUGCAUAUUUUUCUCAUGAUUUAUCAUCUCAAAACAAGAAAGAUGAUGUGGCAUCUGAAAUGGCUAGUAAAUUUGACUGGCUUCAUCCUUCACGAAUCAAAGAUGCUAAUGGUAGAAGGCCAAACAAUCCUCUUUAUGAUAAGAGGACACUUUACAUACCACCUGAUGUUUUGAGGACAAUGUCAGCAUCUCAGAAACAAUAUUGGGGUGUCAAAAGUCAAUACAUGGAUGUUCUUAUUUUCUUUAAAGUGGGAAAAUUCUAUGAGCUUUAUGAACUAGAUGCUGAAAUUGGACAUAAGGAACUUGAUUGGAAAAUGACAAUGAGUGGUGUUGGGAAAUGUAGGCAGGUUGGUAUCACUGAGCAUGCAAUUGAUGAUGCUGUUGAAAAGCUAUUGGCUCGUGGGUAUAAAGUUGGGCGAGUGGAGCAGUUGGAAACAUCAGAACAAGCAAAAUCGAGAGGAUCUACUGCUGUAAUUCAAAGAAAAUUAGUAAAUGUGCUUACACCAUCAACAUUGGUCAAUGGUAACAUUGGGCCUCAAGCUGUUCAUCUUCUUGCUAUAAAGGAGGGUAUAAGAAAUCUUGAUGAUGGUUCAACUGCAUAUGGAUUUGCCUUUGUUGAUUGUGCUGCUUUACAGUUUUGGGUUGGAUCAGUCAGUGAUGAUGCUUCAUGUGCAGCUUUAGGGGCUUUGUUGAUGCAGGUGUCUCCUGCAGAAAUUCUUUUUGAAAGUCAAGGAUUAUCCAAAGAGGCUCAGAAGGCCCUUAACAAGUAUUCAUUAACUGGUUCUGUUGCCUCACAAAUGACUCCAUCAGUUCCAGCCACUGAUUUUGUUGAUUCUUAUGAAGUUCGAAAUUAUAUUCAAUUGAAAGGGUAUUUUAAAGGCUCCUCAAAUCCAUGGGAUCUUGCACUUAAUCAAGUGGCUCAUCAGGAUAUUGCAUUAUGUGCUCUUGGUGGGCUUUCCAAUCAUUUAUCCAGGUUAAAGUUGGAUGAUGCAUUAAAGAAUGGAAGUAUUCUACCCUAUGAAGUCUACAGAGGAUGCCUUAGAAUGGAUGGACAAACAAUGGCCAAUCUUGAAAUCUUCAGUAAUAAUGCAGAUGGAGGAACAUCAGGAACACUUUUCAAAUAUCUUGAUAACUGCUUAACAUUUUCUGGAAAACGACUCUUGAGGAAAUGGCUAUGUCAUCCACUGAAAGACAUAGAGGAAAUAAACCACAGGCUUAAUGUGGUUGAACAACUCAUGGGUCAUCCAGAUAUCAUGUCACUCAUUUCUCAAUAUCUCCGGAAGCUUCCGGAUUUGGAAAGGUUUUUUGGACAAGUGAAAUCCACCUUUCAUUCAUCUGCUUUGCUUUUAUUGCCACUGAUUGGAAGCAAAAUAUUAAAGCAACGAGUGAAAGUAUUUGGGUCUCUUGUUAAAGGUUUACGUGUCGGAUUGGAUUUAUUGAAGGUGUUACAAAAGGAAGAUCAUGUCCUCUCGUUGUUGCUAAAAAUAUUCAGUCUUCCGAUGCUAAGUGGGAACGAUGGAAUUGAUAAAUUUCUCACCCAAUUUGAAGCAGCUAUCGACAGUGAUUUCCCAAAUUAUCAAGCACAUGAGAUCAAGGAUUCAGACGCUGAAAUCCUUUCAAUCUUGAUCGAGUUAUUCAUGGAGAAAUCCAACGAGUGGUUUCAAGUUAUUCUCGCUUUAAACUCCAUUGACGUUCUCAGAUCUUUUGCUGCCACGUCAAACUUUUCCCGUCUAGCCAUGUGUCGACCCGUUAUAGUUCCUCGCUCAAACUCAUCGGGUCCCACACUUGAUAUGAAAGGAUUAUGGCAUCCGUAUGCCCUUGGGGAAACCGGAGGGACACCUGUCCCUAAUGACUUGUCUCUUGGAGAUAACCAAUUUGGUUACAAUCCUCGUACUUUGCUGUUGACUGGUCCGAAUAUGGGCGGGAAGUCAACCCUCCUUCGUGCUACCUGUUUAGCAGUUAUCCUUGCUCAGUUAGGUUGCUAUGUCCCAUGUGAAACAUGUGUUAUCUCGGCUGCUGAUGUUAUUUUCACGCGUUUGGGUGCUACUGAUCGUAUAAUGACGGGUGAAAGUACGUUUCUGAUUGAAUGUACAGAAACGGCGUCGGUUUUGCAAAACGCAUCUCAAGAUUCUCUUGUGAUUCUUGACGAAUUGGGUAGAGGAACAAGCACUUUCGAUGGAUACGCUAUUGCUUAUGCUGUGUUUCGUCAUCUUGUUGAAAAGGUGAACUGUAGGUUACUAUUUGCCACCCAUUACCACCCACUCACGAAGGAAUUCGCCUCACACCCUCACGUGACCUUACAACACAUGGCAUGUGCUUUUGAAAACAUGACGUCAUUGUCAAAUACCAGCAACAAGAAGUUGGUGUUUCUCUACCGGCUAACCACCGGUGCAUGUCCGGAGAGCUACGGGAUGCAGGUGGCGUUAAUGGCGGGAAUUCCAAAAAAGGUGGUGGAGGCGGCUUGUGAGGCGGGGGAGGUUAUGAAAAAAAAGAUCGGAGUAAGCUUCCGGUCAAGUGAAAGGCGGUCGGAGUUUUCUACUUUGCAUGAGGAGUGGUUGAGGAGUGUUUUGACGGUGUCUAAAGCUGAAGCCCAUUGUCUUGGGGAUGGUGAAGAAGAUGACGUGUUUGAUACUUUGUUUUGUUUGUGGCAUGAGCUUAAAAGCUCAAACCAAAAGUUGAAGGUUCAUCUCAGCGGAUCGAAAAUUUUCAGUUUUCCCCUUUCUCGCUCCAUUAAAGUUCGUAAAUGGAUUACAAUCCAUCGGUUCGCCCAAGACGUCCUGUUCGUAACAACAACAAUUACCAUGAGAUACGGUUAUCAAGAGGACGAUGAAGAAGAAGAAGAAGACGAUGAUGAAUAUCAACAUGGAUAUUAUAGGGUUUCCGGAGGUGGAAUUGAUACAGGUGAAUCUUCUAGGCGUCACCAGAAGAAGCGAAGAUUAGAUAAUUUGGUUUCAAAUUAUGAAUUCGCCCCUCGCACCAAUGCUAUUCCUUCUAAAGAAGCUUAUGGUGGCGUUCCUGAUAGGUCAGGGGAUGAAUGGAGUGAAAAUGCAACUUUUGUGUUGUUAGAAGUGUGGGGCGAUAGGUAUUUGCAGUUAGGGAGGAAGAGUUUAAGGGGAGAUGAUUGGGUUGAGGUUGCUGAAAAGGUUUCAGAGAUGUGUAAAACGGAAAUCAAUGAAACACAAUGUAGGAACAGGUUGGAGACAUUGAAGAAGAAGUAUAAGAAAGAGAAAGCAAAAAUGGAGGAUAUGGGUAUGGGUGGAAGAGGAUCAGAAGGGUAUCAUGGGAAAUGGGGAUUCUUUAAAAGAAUGGAUAUGUUAUUAUCUCCAAAGAAACAACACAAUGGUUUGCCUUGUGGGGUUGAUUCAGGGGAAUAUGUGUUUAUGAAUACCAAAGUUUAUUUAAAUCAAUCAAAUGCCUUGGAUGAGAUGAGGGAUAGCCCUGGGGAAUCAGAGUCUGAUGAAGAUGAUUCUGAUGACGGGAAAGAUGAUGAUGGAUUUAGAUUGUUGGCUGAAUCUGUUCAGAAUUUUGGGGAGAUUUAUGAGAAGAUCGAGGUGGAUAAUCAGUGGCAAAUGGAUAGAUGAAAAUUGAAGGUGUUACAUAUGGAGUCUUGAUCAUUUCUUCCUUCUUUCUUCCCUAUCUAGGAAUAAGAGAAGGAAGCUAGCAUGUUUUAUUGAUUGUAUUUUGACUUGAAGCUAUUAUGUGUCUCAAGUAAUAAUAUAAUGUUAUCCACAUUUUUAAUAAGCCUAAAUCUAUUUCUUUCCUCUUUAUGUAAAUCGUAUUGCAUUCACAUCCACAUAUAUAUUGUUUUUGUCAUUAGAGUACACAUGUCUAGACUGAACUUGAACAAGCUUUUGAAGGGUUAUUUUCGAUGAUUGAAGAUGAGAAGGGUAUUUACGUCUUUUG
Lactuca saligna is the source of this 4794-nucleotide messenger RNA. NCBI's taxonomy places the organism in Eukaryota, Viridiplantae, Streptophyta, Magnoliopsida, Asterales, Asteraceae. The record is from the annotation of a GenBank genome assembly.